Messenger RNA from Callorhinus ursinus (northern fur seal), 1596 nucleotides. RefSeq names its product lymphotoxin alpha (gene LTA). NCBI's taxonomy places the organism in Eukaryota, Metazoa, Chordata, Mammalia, Carnivora, Otariidae. Gene Ontology annotation, biological process: positive regulation of canonical NF-kappaB signal transduction; immune response; positive regulation of extrinsic apoptotic signaling pathway. The record is from RefSeq and is a predicted model, not a curated record. Gene Ontology annotation, cellular component: membrane. Gene Ontology annotation, molecular function: tumor necrosis factor receptor binding.
UCCCCUGACCCCGCUCCCUUUCCCAGAACUCAGUCGUCUGAGCCCCCAGUCUGUGGUUCACUCCUGGGCCUCAGCCUUUCCUGCCUUCGACUGAAACGGCGGCAUCUUCUCAGCCCUGGGGGCUUCCCCGGGGCCCAGCCCGGGGCCUAGAACCCGCCCGCCGCCUGCCACGCCGCCACGCUGCCACCGCCGCUUCCUCUAUAAAGGGACCCAGGCGUCCAGGCCCAGGGGCCCCGCAUAGCAGGUGAGACUCUCCCGGCCCGUCUCCUCCUCGGGCUGCCCGGCGCUGGACUCCCCUGGGCACCCCGCCCCUCCGCCCGCGCCGCGGCCCCUCCCGUGCCGCCUGCCUGGGGCCGGGCCCCGGUUCUCCCCAUGACACCACCUGGACGGCUCUACCUCCUGAGGGUGUGCAGCGCCCCCCUCCUCCUCCUUCUGGGGCUGCUGCUGGCCCUGCCGCCUGAGGCCCAGGGGCUUCCUGGUGUGGGCAGCUCACCCUCAGCCCCCCGGACUGCCUACCAGCACCCUCAGAAGCACUUCGCACCAGGCACCCUCAAACCUGCUGCUCAUCUUAUUGGAGACCCCAGCACCCAGAACUCACUGCGCUGGAGAGCAAACACGGAUCGUGCCUUCCUCCGCCAUGGCUUCUCUUUGAGCAACAAUUCCCUCCUGGUCCCCACCAGUGGCCUCUACUUUGUCUACUCCCAGGUGGUCUUCUCUGGGGAAGGCUGCUUUCCCAAGGCCACCCCCACCCCUCUCUACCUGGCCCAUGAGGUCCAGCUCUUCUCCUCCCAGUACCCUUUCCACGUGCCUCUCCUCAGUGCUCAGAAGUCCGUGUGCCCAGGGCCACAGGGACCUUGGGUGCGCUCCGUGUACCAGGGAGCUGUGUUCCUGCUCACCCAGGGAGAUCAGCUCUCCACUCACACAGAUGGCGUCUCCCACCUACUCCUCAGCCCCAGUAGUGUCUUCUUUGGAGCCUUUGCUCUGUAGAAAAAUCCAGAAAAAAAAAAAUAAUUGAUUUCAAGAUCUCCUCCCCAUUUUGCCUCCAUUCCGACCACUUCAAGGGUCACCGCGCCUCUCUUUUGAUCCUUCCAAUAGCCUCAAGUCUCCCCUGCUCGCGUUACCUGGCGCUUCCAAAGAAGGAAUUCUGGGCACCCCAGGGGACCAUACCUCCUUUCAGCAAACCCCAAUGCUAGGCUGAGGAUUUCAAGUCUGCCUAGAAAUUCCUGCCCAAAGCUCUUCCUCUGUCCUGCCAGUCGAAGGAGGACCUAGCCCUGGACAUGGAGGGGUCAGACGCCGGGGGAAGCUUGGGAGGACGGCAGAGAGGCAGGGGAGGGGGAAUUAUUUAUGCAGGGGAAAACUUAAAUUAUUUAUUUAUGGAGAUUGGAGGGAAGGGAAUAACAGAGGGCCACCGGAAGAGAGAGAAAUAUGCCUAAGAGAUGAAGAGCAAGAGAACAUUUGGCAUAAGGAUAACACAGUGAAAGAGAAGACAAGUGGGGCUGAGACACUGGGGAGCUCUAGAAGGAAGCAAAAAACUCUUCAGGUCCAACCACUGCUUGACUAAACACCCCAUGAGGAGACAUCUGCACCUUCGAUGAA